AUGCUUUGGAGCACAUCUACAUCAUUAUCAUCACUCUCCUUUACAUCUUCAAUCUCACCUCAUUACAGAUCAAUCAGUUGUCCUCAUUACACAACUUUGUCAACUCCUCCACCAAAGGACCAACCAACAACUACAACAGCCUCAACUCAAGCACAGUCACAGUCACAAUCACCUGCUGGAUCAAUCCCCAAUGACAAGUCAAACAAUGUCAAUGUUACUGGAGCCCCAGAGCAAGUUCAAACAAAGUCAGAGGAUGGUCAACAUCAACAGGAGGGUCAACAACAAGAGUCACAACCAAAGUCAAGACUGCCUACCUAUGCAUUGCUCUGGGUGAUUGGUUCGUUUGGUAUCGCAUUGCUCACAGAGUCUGGCAACGCUAUACACAGGACAAGGGAGGAUCUAUUAUCAACGGCCAAUAGGAUGAUUGAUUACCUGUUCUCAAUGUCACUCAAGGGUGAGCUACCAUUCUUUAUGAAUACUAUAAUGCAGAAUAUGUUCAUUCAGUUGCUGGAACGUAUUUAUGACUUGAGGACUGAUCUGCAGACCGAGGACAAUCUAUGCAAGUUGGCCGAUACCAUCCAAUUCCUUUGUUCACGCUACAAAGAAGAGAUUGACAACAUCACCGAGCACUUUCUCAACAAUGAACAAGAUCACACUGUCGAUCAGAAUGGCGUACACUAUGGCAUAAUCUAUGAGUGCUCCCUACUCAUCACAACUCUCUCCCAAGGAUUCAAGGACAAGAAUGGCGAGGUGAUCAAGAAGAUGGCCAGUGUGGCCAUAUCACCAGAUACACCGUAUCCAGUUAGGAUAUCAAUGGCCAGAUCAUUGUCUAUUAUGGCUGAGGAAGAGGAGAAUAGACAACAUUUGUUGGAGGCUGGCGCCACAUCACUAUUCUACUUCUACUACAUCAACAAGAAUAUUUACAAACAUGAUUAUAACUUGGCCAUUCAAUAUAUGUUACAACAUCUUCAAUCUCAAGCCAGUAGCCCUACUUCAAAGAAUGACAUCAACUCAGUGAUCGACCAACUCAAGACGACAACUGAUGAGGACAAGAAGUUGAUCAAAUACUUGGUCAAACAACCAAACUUCCCGAUUGGACCUCUUGGAAUGUUCACGCUCAAGUACUACGUUCAACUAAUUGAUGUCGCCACAGUCUUCCUUUACUCUGGCAUUCGAGGCAUGAGCUUGUCGACAGCAUUGUUGACUACAGCUACAGUGGCACCAGUAUCAAUCGCGUUUGAUCCAUUGGGCAAACAGUAUAAUAUUGCAUUGUCUAGACUGGAGUCACAGAGUUCGAGGAUAUUGUUCAAAGGUGUAGUGUUCUCCACACUGUUUGUACCAAUGGCAUUGGCCAACCGAUUUGUACCAUUUUGGAAGGGAUCAUUAGUUGCACCAGCCUUUAUCCUACUCUACCAACUAUUCCUAUCUGGUAACUUCAACAUCAAAUCAUCCAACGAAAUGUACAGAAGUCCACCAUCAGUCGAUAUUACAAAGUUGGACAUAUGA
This is a messenger RNA of Acytostelium subglobosum LB1, 1506 nucleotides long. RefSeq lists its product as hypothetical. The record is from RefSeq and is a predicted model, not a curated record. NCBI's taxonomy places the organism in Eukaryota, Evosea, Eumycetozoa, Acytosteliales, Acytosteliaceae. The coding region runs from base 1 to 1506 and encodes 501 amino acids. The transcript has 4 exons.